Leptinotarsa decemlineata (Colorado potato beetle) is the source of this 702-nucleotide messenger RNA. RefSeq lists its product as uncharacterized. Lineage: Eukaryota; Metazoa; Arthropoda; Insecta; Coleoptera; Chrysomelidae. The record is from RefSeq and is a predicted model, not a curated record. Gene Ontology annotation, molecular function: phosphatidylinositol bisphosphate binding. Gene Ontology annotation, cellular component: membrane.
AAUAUUGUCCAUUGCCCAUUGUGAAAAAUGAAUUCUGGAAUCGCUCUAUUUUGAAAGAAAACUUUUUCUACAUCUCAAAAAAUGAUGUAAUGGUUUCGUAAACUGCUCAGUGAAAAUCUCAUAAUGCAGCGUUAUUUGAAUGAGAAAAAAAACAUUGUUUUUUACUGUUAGUAGUACAAAAUUCCUAACGUGUUCAUCUAUAACUAUAUAUGUUUUUCUCCAGGAGGGAAUGCCAAUAAGAUUCAAAAGCAUUCACUUUUUCAACAUUGUUCCAUUCAUGGAUAAAAUUUCUGCAAUGAUGAGACCCUUCAUGAAAAAGUAUGUUGCAGAUUCGUUAGUUAUGCACUCACAAAUAGACACUUUGUUCAACAAAAUUCCAAAAGACAUUCUACCGGAAGACUAUGGUGGAUCCUGUAAAUCCUUGAAAAUUCUUCAUGAAUAUAAAGUCCAGAUGACAGAGAAUACCGAAUUUUUCAAGUUUCAAGAAUCUCAAAUAGUGGAUGAGUUGAAAAGGGCAGAAAAAAGUGAAUUUGCCAGUGAAGUGUUUGGAAUAAAUGGAACUUUCAAAAAACUACAACUUGAUUGAUAGUUCCAGGAUUUUUUCCUCUAUGAAUUGAGUAAACUAUUGAUUUAUACACUCUGGAGCAUCGAAAAUGGAUUGUAUCUAAAUAAAUAUGCGAAAUAUAUAUUUAUACAAACGUA